Pomacea canaliculata is the source of this 7135-nucleotide messenger RNA. RefSeq names its product zinc finger protein 236-like. Lineage: Eukaryota; Metazoa; Mollusca; Gastropoda; Architaenioglossa; Ampullariidae. Gene Ontology annotation, biological process: regulation of transcription by RNA polymerase II. Gene Ontology annotation, cellular component: nucleus. Gene Ontology annotation, molecular function: DNA-binding transcription factor activity, RNA polymerase II-specific; zinc ion binding; RNA polymerase II transcription regulatory region sequence-specific DNA binding. The record is from RefSeq and is a predicted model, not a curated record.
AGUUCACAUUAACUCGAGCUGUUUAUGAGAGGUGGGCUGAAAUUGUGCUGGAAAAGAUGCAGCAUUUAAAGCCAACAUGCUUUAAAGCACCUCACCUCAUAAUAAACUGCGUCAGAAGUCCAAACCUUUAAAUGCAUGUAGUUCGCAUGACUGCUAUACAGACUGCCGUUCACACUUAUUACGGUAAUGUUAACGUGGAAACUAAAUAAUCCUGCAGACGUCAAAUCAUGGCAUCAUCUAUAAUACCCCUGCCCAUGACUAUGACUGCUAGGAGAAUUCGAGGUGCACGGUAUCAGCCGUCAGAAAGGAGAAUGAGUGGCGUCUAUUUUAAAACGAGCUAUCGGAAGCUUUUAGUGCUACAGUUUGGUAUUUCGAAGCUUUCUUUCACACUGAAGUUAGAGUGACGGAUAAAAGAGCGGGCUUAACAAAAUCAAAACCCAAGCUUUAAGUAAAACAUUGUGUUAAGCAUACAAUCUGCAGUAUUUUAGACUAACACAGUCUUGUAUAACGAACAAGGGUUACGAAAUAUUACAGUUCCGUCAUCUGUAGCCGUUUCUAACCAAACAUAUGACGUGUCGCGUGCGCGACGGACUACAUCGCACGAGGCGAAGGAAGAACCAAUCAGCUGUGUUAGUCGCCCAAAAGCUUGCAUCCGGGCUACUGAUGGCCGCCAGCCUCGCUUACAAAUUUCUAACCAACUAUAUCCGCCAUCUUGAAUCCAUCUUCCAUGAGAAAAUGUCGGUUGAUGCCCAAGCCGUUACACAAAUUCAAGUCGAGAAUGUAGUUGACUAUGCACAGUACAUUGCACAGGUGGCCAAUGUGCAGUUGGGAGAAGGGCUGUCCAAUGGCACCACAGUUACUUUUAUCGAUCCCUCUGUGCUGGAGGCUGCACAUGUCCUGGAUCCCACGACAAUGGAGAUCCAAGGUUCAAUCCAGAUUCCUGCUUCAGUUAACAUUGAACAUGUUAUAUUGGAGCAGCCUAUGAUUAGCCAGCUGGAAGGUCUUUCCACUGUUACAGCUUCCAGUAAUCCAAUUGUGGAGCCACCUGACAUUAAGCCACCACUGGGAAAGGGUCCAUUUAAUUGUGACCUUUGUGAAAAAGUAUUCAACAGAUGGAAUCAGUUACAACGACAUCUGAAGACUCAUGAUGAAGAUAAGCCAUUUAGGUGUGUGCAGUGCUCAGCAUCUUUUAAUGUUGAAGAUAACCUUCGAUUACAUCUAGCCACUCAUGUUGGAGAAGAUCGUGAGCCUAUCUGCCCAGAAUGUGGGAAAAAAUUCUCCCGUGUGGCCAGCCUCAAGGCACAUGUUAUGCUGCAUGAAAAGGAAGAAAAUCUUAUGUGUCCAGAAUGUGGAGAUGAGUUCAAUGUGCAGAGUCAACUUGAUCGACACAUGAAUGAACAUCGCCAGGAACACGAAGGGGCCCGAACAUACAUAUGCCGUCAGUGUGGGCUUGAUUUUCCAAAGUUGUCACUGUUGCGAGAGCAUAUGAAACAACACUACAAAAUCAAAGCAUCACUCUCCCACAGAACAUACAAACGCAAUAUUGAUCGAACAGGUUUUCAUCAUCGAUGCAAGCACUGUGGGAAGACAUUUCAGAAGCCAAGUCAGCUUCUUCGGCAUGAGCGUAUUCACACAGGUGAACGUCCAUUCAAAUGUAGCACUUGUGAAAAAACUUUCAACCAGAAAGGAGCACUCCAGGUUCACAUGACAAAACAUACAGGAGAGCGAUCUCAUAUGUGUGAUUUUUGCCCUGCGACUUUUGCCCAGAAAGGAAAUCUGCGAGCCCACAUUCAUCGUGUACAUACACUAGCAAGCAGUGGGGAAGUGCCUGCCUUUCAUUGUGAGGAGUGUAGCUGUGUCUUCAAAAAGUUGGGUUCUUUGAACGCGCAUAUUAGCCGUGCUCACUCCGACCCUCAUGAACUGCCUACACAAGUUGAGGUUCGUCGGGCAGGUGAUGAGAAAAGUCUUGGAGACAAUGUUAUUCAACAGCUGUUGGAAUUGUCAGAGCAAGUGCCUGGGACAGGUGUUGAGGGUCUGAGUUCUCAGGACCCUGAUGUCCGAGAGGCUGUUCAGGCAGCCCAGCUUCAUGACCAGGCAAAUGGCAUGGCAGGAGCCUCUGAUAUCCUGCAGCAGGCUUUGGAAAACAGUGGACUGACUGGUACCGACAACUGCCAAGGAACACAUUCCGGUGCUGUCAGCACCACAGCCUGUACCAGCAUUGCCAUUCCUCGGACCACCAUGACCAUGACCGUUCAUGAUACAGCCACAGGCACAACCAAACGGCACAUCAUUAGAAGGGUAAAUGGUGUUCGGUGGCAUCAGUGUACCUACUGUAGUAAGGAAUUUAAGAAACCCAGUGAUUUAGUGCGUCAUAUCCGUAUUCACAGCCAUGAGAAGCCUUACAAAUGCACCCAGUGUUUUCGUGCCUUUGCUGUCAAGUCCACUUUGACAGCCCACAUAAAAACACACACUGGUGUCAAAGACUAUCGCUGUGAUGUGUGCAAUAAGCUCUUCUCUACAAUGGGCAGUCUCAAGGUUCAUGUUAGACUUCACACUGGGGCAAAACCCUUUGACUGUCAGCACUGCGACAAAAAGUUCCGUACUUCUGCUCAUCGCAAGUCCCACAUCCUUUCACAUUUUAGAGAUCCAUCUCAGACAUCAGCUCGCCCCCGUCGAGCAUUCAAACGAGAGGCACGCAGUGAUGUGCUUCAUGACAUCCCACUGCAGGAACCUAUUUUGAUCACAGAAGCAGGCUUAAUCCAACAGCCUCCACGCAACAACAUCUUCCAUCAAUACUUGGGGGAAAGCAGCAGUGUUGAACGACCAUAUAAGUGCACCUAUUGUCAGCGAGGUUUUAAAAAGUCCAGCCAUCUCAAACAACAUAUCCGAUCACACACAGGUGAGAAGCCAUUCCGAUGCAACCAGUGCAUGCAUUCAUUUGUGUCUAGUGGUGUGCUGAAGGCUCAUAUGAGGACACACACGGGUAUCAAAGGCUUCAAGUGCCUUAUUUGUGACACAUCCUUCACAACGAAUGGAUCACUUAAGCGCCACAUGUCAACGCACAGUGAAAACCGACCAUUCAUGUGUCCUUAUUGUCAAAAGACCUUCAAGACCUCAGUCAACUGCAAGAAACAUAUGAAAACUCACAGACAUGAAGUUAACAUGUCACUGCAAGAUGGGAGUCAGGUUGGUGGACCAGAUGGAGGUGAAGGAGUGGUUGAUGCAGAGGAGUCGGUAACUACAGGAACCGAGGCAGACUUGACUCAGCCUCAGACCACAGCUGACUUGGCAGCAUUGCAGCAGACAGAAAUUGGCCAUGCCACCACCAUUACACAGCAUGACCUGCAAUCAUCUGCACUUACUGAUGCUUUCAACACCACAGCUCUUGACCAGACCUUUCAACAGACCUUAAAUCAACAGGUAUUUGGGCAGCAGCAGAGUUUUACGCAGACUUUUACUCUAAGUGGCCAGCAAACGUUUGGCCAGCUGAAUACAACUCAGUCUCUUGAUGAACAGAUGGCAACACCAUUAUCUAGUGCUCAAGCUCUCAGUUCAGCUUUGAGUGCACCCCUUUCCUCCAGCACUUCUUUGACUGUUCCACUCUCCUCCACCCUGGGCCCACCUCACCAGCAACAAAUUACACAACAGCUAGCUACCUUGAGCCAGAAUCAGUUUACUUUUCAGCCACAGCAACUAGAAGUGGGUCCACUAGGGGGAGACUUUGGACAACAGAGCUCCAUGUCAACGUCAGUCAUGCAUUCAAUGCUUCAGUCAGGUGAUCAGGAACAGCAGUUAGUGGAGUCAGAAACAGAAGAAUCUGGAGUAGGUUUGGGACUGCAGUCGAUGGAUGAAAGUGAUCGCUCAUUCCAAUGUGAUUUCUGCCAUAAGCUUUUCAAGAAGUCAAGUCAUCUCAAGCAGCACUUAAGGUCACAUACAGGUGAAAAACCAUUUAAGUGCAUGCAGUGUGAUAGGACGUUUGUGUCAUCAGGUGUGCUUAAGACACACUUGAAGACACACACAGGUGUGAGAGAACACAGAUGCAACAUUUGCCAGGCAACCUUCAUUACCAAUGGAUCAUUGACUCGUCACAUGAUGAUCCACCAGUCUGUCAGACAAGUCAAGUGCCACUUCUGUUCUGAAACCUUCCGGACUGGUAUGCACUACAAGCGUCAUUUACGGCAUGCCCACCCAAAACAAGAACAAGCUGUUGUUGGGGAUGAGGAAAACCUGGCACCUCAGACCCGUCGGUCUCUCAUUCAAGUCAGCAACAUGGAGACAACAGAGCAAAUUCUGUCCAAGAACAAUGCCGAACUUUCAGUAUCGGAGAGGAUUCUCUUGGAGUCAUCAUCAGAAAAAGAUCGCAUCAGUGAGGUGAAGGUAUUAUAUGCUGAACAGAAGAACGCAUUUAUUGGUGAUCUAGUGCAUCUCUCAUUUCAGGAAAAGCAAGACAUUGUGCCAGGUCAGCAUGCUCACCAGUGUAGCCAUUGCCAUAAGAGCUUCAGGAAACCUAGCGAUCUUCAGCGUCACAUCCGUAUUCACACAGGCGAGAAACCAUUCCAGUGCCAGACUUGUCAUCGGUCCUUCACAGUCAAAUCAACUCUUGAUAGUCACAUGCGUACUCACAAACCAACUGAGAAAAACUUUCAGUGUCACAUCUGCGACUCCAUGUUCUCCACAAAAGGUAGCUUGAAGGUCCACAUGCGCCUGCAUACCGGGGCCAAGCCAUUCAAGUGUCCCAACUGCAACCUUCGCUUCCGGACCUCUGGCCAUCGCAAGUCCCAUAUCCUGUCUCACUUUAAGAGUGAAUCACCUCGCAAACGCAACACCACUGGCAAACGCCAAACUGCUAACAUUUUGCAUGACCAGCAACAACAUCAGCAGCAGCAACAACAGCAGCAACAGCAGCCUCUUAUUGUCUUCAACACAAGUGACCUUGCCGCAGCUGCUGGGCAGCAGGUGGGACUCACAGGCCAGGUGCUGAGCAUUGACCAGUCCCUUUUAUCCUCACAGAAUCUCCUGCCAGUGUCACUCACUGUGUCAGAUGGGAUGGGGGGACAGGUUACGGCAGAUGGUUCUCAGAUGCUGCAGAGUCUGGUUGAAGGAAUACAACUGCAGCUGUCUGGCAGUCUGCCACAGGGUAUGCAGCUGACUGGCUUGGAGACAGGAGCUGGCAGCAACCUGAUCUCACAAACUGUUCAGAUUGAUGCCUCGCUGCUGCAGCAACUACAACAGCAAGGCAACAUCAAUAUCACCAUCAAUCCCCAUCUUUUGACAUCACAGGUAUCCACUGAUCCAAACCUAGUUCAGAGUCUACAUCUGGCACCAGUCUCUAUACAAGAAGCUGUCAACCCAAACAUAAUUGUACAAUCCCAGUCAGCAAUAUCACUGGCUGGCCAGACCAUGCUAGAAACCAUGCAGACUAACUCUGGCACCAUUGUCAUGACAACCCAACAGGCGCAUGACCCAACCACAGCAGCUACCUCCUACGUGACAACAUCACUGCAGGAGAAUGAACAGAAUGUGGUGUUGGUAGAGGAGGAAGAUCCUGUGUUGCCUGAAGAUGAUGGCGAAGAUGAUGGGGAUGAAGACAACAGCCUGGAGACCAGCGAGGUCAUGGACCACACCAUGGGCCAUGCAGUCAGCAUGGUGGAGGGGGUAGGAGGUGAUGUGGGAGGGGAAGAGUUGAUUGGUCAGAACUCUAUCCAGCUUGGACUUGGGCAAGAAGAGAGAAAUUUCAUCUGUGGGGUGUGCUUUAAAGGGUUUAAGCGUUCCAGUCAUCUUCAAGAUCACAUGCAUAUUCACCAGCCAUCAGGUGCAAGUCCUCGACGGCCCAAGGCCACACCACACAAAUGCACAGUGUGUAACAAGCGAUUUCAAAAACCUUCACAGGUAGAGCGCCACAUGCGCAUCCACACAGGGGAGCGUCCAUUUGUGUGUGACAUCUGUAAGAAGGCCUUCAACCAGAAGAAUGCACUCAAUAUUCAUCUCAAGAAACACAGUGGGGAAAAGCCUCACACCUGUACCUACUGCAAUGCAGCUUUCACUCAACGAGGGAACCUGAAGACUCAUAUCAAGAGAGCACAUCACACAGAUAUGGUCAGCUCCAUGAAUCUUCCCAAGAGCUAUAUGACCACCAUUCAGACAGGUGAUAGUGUGGGACCUAACUCAGGGGCUAGUGUCUCAGAAACUGAUACUGUUGUUGCUUCUGUUGCAGACAACAGCACAAUAGUGACUACAAAUGUGUCAUCUGCAGUAGUUGGGAUUUUGAUCUUACUGAUGUGGCUGAUUUAUUGUGAUAUUUGGGAACAAAAUGGGUUGUGUAUAUCCAGGACCUUGGGAAAGGAACUAUGUCCUCAGUGUCAACGGCUGUCUGUUUUGGAUAAUUUAAUUCUGAAUUAUACAUUUUGAUUUGUGCAUCUAGUAGACUCAAGGCAGGCAGUGAGGCUAUUUAAAAAGAAAAAAAUGUGGUGCCAUGAUGUGAAGAAACAUUUUAAAACUGUUUUGAAUAGCCUGCCCUUUGGAUUCCUUAUCCACUUGGCUUUAUUGUGCCCAGUGAUCAGCAAGAUUUGUGCGAUUGUUCAGUUGCCUCCUUCUGGUGUACCUGUGAUUUAUGCUUAUUGAGAAACAGGUAGGUUGGCAAGGUGAGAAAUCCGUAAUUUUGAGAAUAAUUGUUGGAUGAUAGAGCAGAAGCAUAUGGAUACUCCUAUAUAUUCACUGAUUGUGUGUGUGUGUGCAGAUGUAGCAUGAGUGGGUGUGAAUGCAUGCAUAUGUGUGUGUAGUUUGUUUUGCAUAUGCACACACCAGUUAUACUUGACGGUGCUGUCUCAGGAAUUCAGUAAACACAAGAACAUUUUAGCUGGUAUUAUUCAAUGUUGAUUGUAUGUUUUUAUUGCAAUGUCUGGAAGAUCACAUUGUUUUUUGUAUGUGGAAUCUCUGCACACAGAUAAAGAUGUGCAAGUCUAAAGUUUGUAUAUAGCUGGUACAGUUUUUUUUAACCUUGUUGUAAUCCUUUGUUCAGGAUAAAGCAGGUUAAGCAUGACCCUUUUCUCUCUUUACUUUUGUCAUCUCCUGCUUGUCUGAAUAAAAGUUUUCCUUUACCAGGUGGCUCAUGCAUAUAAAGAGGUGGUUACAAGCA